This is a messenger RNA of Aspergillus bombycis, 426 nucleotides long. RefSeq lists its product as uncharacterized. The transcript is spliced from 4 exons. The annotation marks the transcript as partial. Gene Ontology annotation, molecular function: deaminase activity. NCBI's taxonomy places the organism in Eukaryota, Fungi, Ascomycota, Eurotiomycetes, Eurotiales, Aspergillaceae. The record is from RefSeq and is a predicted model, not a curated record. Gene Ontology annotation, cellular component: cytosol; mitochondrion.
AUACUUACUUGUCUUCGACUUCCCAUAACAAUGCCUGGAAAAGUCGCCGUCCUCACUCCAGAUGCUCCUGCUCCGAUGCCCGUCCUUUCACAGGGCAUCAUCUGCAACGGGAUGGUCUAUGUAUCGGGAAGCCUAGGCAUCGACCCCUCGACCGGCAAGUUUGUUGACGGCACAGUGGCCGACCGUACGGACCAGAUCUUCCGUAACAUAUCUGCCAUUCUCAAAGCCGCAGGCAGUAACUUGGAUAAUAUAGUCAAAGUCAACAUUUUCCUGACAGAUAUGUCGAACUUCCAAAUUAUGAACGAGGCUUACGCUAAGAACAUUCCUGAUGGCGUUAAGCCGGUACGCACAUGCGUUGCGGUGAAGGAGCUGCCCUUCGGCUCUGAUGUUGAGAUUGAGUGCGUCGCAGCUUUGGAAUCCGCAUAG